Molecule: messenger RNA, 1883 nt
Organism: Oncorhynchus masou masou (cherry salmon)
Lineage: Eukaryota; Metazoa; Chordata; Actinopteri; Salmoniformes; Salmonidae
Product: leucine-rich repeats and immunoglobulin-like domains protein 1
Exons: 5
Coding region: 63-905 (280 amino acids)
Source: RefSeq, a predicted model, not a curated record
UACUCUGCUCAGCCCAGCAUUCAGCUCAACCUGAGACUCGGCAGGUGAAUGGCCUCGUGGGAAUGGUUUUCUAUUUUCCAGAAAGGGUGUUCAACUCUGGCAGUUUACUUUAUGGAGGUCUUGGCACUAUUGCACAGGUGUACCCUGGUAAACAAAGUAAUACCAACCUUGAGAAGAGAUAUAAAAACCGCCUUCACUGGAACAAUGUUACUGGAGUCUUCACUUUGUCAGACCUACAAAUAGAUGAUUCUGGGGUUUAUACUGCGGAGAAUACAGAUGAAGGGAAGACAAAACAUACAUUUCAGCUGACUGUGUACUAUGUUCUGUCCAAACCUCAGGUGACAGUCCAUGAUAACAUCUCCUGUAGCGUGGUGUGUUCUGUGGAGAACGGGAGAGAGGUGACCCUGUCCUGGUACAAAGGAGGGAAGAUACUCAACCAGACCAGCAGCCCUGACCACAACAUCACCCUCUCUAUACCUCUCAAGGUGGAUGUACAGACCAGAGACUCUUACAGAUGUGAGGCUGCCAACCCAGGCAGCAAGGAGGCAGCUGUUGUUCCACAUUCCUGUAUAGAGAGUGAUCCCUUCAAGGUGACAGAUGGUGAUGAGAGGACUCGAGGUUAUCUUAUUAUUGCUGUGAUCUGCGUUUUGGUUGCCUCGGGACUUGUUGGACUUGCAAUCUAUCUUAAGAAGAGGAGAAACGGACACUCACAUGCAGAUUCACCUGAAAGAGAGCAAGAUGACGUUCAGUAUGCAGAGAUAACUCACAUUAAACCAGCAGAAAACCAGGAGGAGCAAACAGGUAUACCAGGACUGGAGUCACUUAGAGACAACCCUGACCAGACAGUUUAUUAUACACUCCAGGUACGUCACAUGGCUGCCAACGAGGAUGUUGACACUGCAUGAAGGAGAGAGAGAACAGGAAGUUAAUGAGAGGGUGACAUGAUAAUCCACAUCCAAGAGAAGGCGUUACAUCCUAAAGAGGACGUUAAGACAAAAUUAUAGUCAAUAUUCAUUUUAGAAAACUUCAUGGAGACAGUUGUUCCUGAAGACAAUUACCAUUUAACCAAUGCGCUUUUGUCAUUUCAGUCAUUUCAGACUUCCUUUGUUGGUCAUUCUGUUAUGUACUUGAGUGAAGACCCAAAAGCGGUUUUAACAGAAACAGAGUUCUUUUAAUGAAAAAACAGGAAUGGCAUAGAUCCUCUUCCGACGUUGUCAAUGGAACAAAAGAUAGUUAGUAGAGUGCAGGAUGCACCUGCCAGGCAGACUCCGACAGGAUAGGACUAGGUGGAAGCAAACGAGACGAUAGCUUGCUUCUGGCAUGAGAAACACAAACGAGAAUCUGACACCGAAAGUAGCAGGAACAGAGAGAGAAAUAGAGACCUAAUCAGAGGGAAAAAGGGAACAGGUGGGGAAAGGGUGAAUGAGCUAGUUAGGGGAGAUGAGGAACAGCUGGAGAAGGAGAGAAAGAGAAGGUAACCUAAUAAGACCAGCAGAGAGAGACAGAGUGAAGAGAAAGGACAGGAACAGACAUAAUAAGACAUGACACAUUCUCACUGUCUUUUGUUGAAUUGAGCCUUGAUGAGAUUCACUGAUGCAAACAAAUUAAAUAACUAUGCCUAGGGUUAUUAGUAGGAUGGUCCCUCUUUUCAAGUGCCCAAUGUAUAGGUUAAAACAAAUGGAACCUCUUUAAUACAAUUCACUAGUGUGUUUGCUAUGCUACUGCUGUGCCAAAGCUUCUUUUCAGUUCUGUCUGUUCUGUUGUUUAAAUGUAGGUGCCUCCCCUGUAUCUUUUUAUAGCUGGUCAUUGUUUAGCUUGCCAGUGGAUAGCAGCUGUGUACAUAAAAAGCAGAUGUUUGGUGAGAUAAAGCCACCUAUUCCUCA